Lacerta agilis (Sand lizard) is the source of this 3754-nucleotide messenger RNA. RefSeq names its product calcium-activated chloride channel regulator 1-like. Lineage: Eukaryota; Metazoa; Chordata; Lepidosauria; Squamata; Lacertidae. The transcript has 14 exons. Gene Ontology annotation, molecular function: intracellularly calcium-gated chloride channel activity. The record is from RefSeq and is a predicted model, not a curated record. Gene Ontology annotation, biological process: chloride transport. The coding region runs from base 293 to 3274 and encodes 993 amino acids.
ACUUUCCUAGGUAGUUGUGUUUGCCUGCACAUCAGCAAACAGCCUCGAGUUCUGAGCCUCCAAAGUGAGCAACCGUGCCUUUUGUUAAAUAGGAAGUUAAAAGUGUAUUUACGAGGAUUUGAACAAGGAAACACCAGGUUGGGGAUAAUUUCCAGAAUUCUUUGUCCUUUCAAAACAGGUUUGUUUGGUUCUCUCUUUCUCUCUCGAUCCCUGCCAAAGCUCUUGCAUUAACAAGCCUCUGUGCUGUUAUUUAUUUCUGUAAGGCUGAAAUAAAUAAGCGCCACAAGGAAAUAUGGCACUUAUCCAGUGGCUUCUGCUUCUUCUUCUGCUGCUGCUGCAAGUACUGCAUGAGGUGACAGGUACCAGGGUAAAACUCAACAUGGGCGGUUUUGAGGACAUCGUCGUCGCAAUCGACCCCCAGAUCCCGGAAGACAACAAAAUGGUGGAUGCCAUAAAGGACAUGCUGAAAGAGGCAUCAACUUAUCUCUUUAGUGCUACACGGCAAAGAUUUUAUUUCAAGACUGUGAAAGUUAUAAUUCCUUCCACAUGGAAACCGAAAAAUGAAUAUCAGAGAGUAACUACAGAAUUCUUUGAUAAGGCUGAUGUCAUAGUGGCGGAUCAUUACUUGAAACAUGGAGAUGAUCCCUACACCCUACAGUAUGGCGGAUGCGGGGAACCUGGGCGAUACAUUCAUUUCACUCCUAACUUCCUGACAAAUGACAAGUUGCAUAGUGCUUAUGGUCCACGAGGCAGGGUCUUUGUCCAUGAGUGGGCUCAUCUCAGAUGGGGUGUCUUUGAUGAAUACAACAAUGAUGCACCUUUCUACUCUCCUGGGGGAGACAACUUGCCUGAAGCAACAAGAUGCUCAGUUGGUUUCACUGGUCAAUACAUAUUCCCGCUUGGUGGAAAGAAUUACAGAGAUUGCAAAAUUGACCACCUAACUCAGCUGUAUGAAGAUGGGUGCCUAUUUGUUCCCAAAAGGCAUCAAGAUACUGCAGCUUCUAUAAUGUACUUGCAAAGUCUCCCUUCAGUUACUCAGUUCUGUGACAAAAGCAACCAUAAUAUUAAAGCAACAAAUAUGCAGAAUAAAAUGUGCAACUACAGGAGCAGCUGGGAAGUAAUCAUGGCCUCUCCCGACUUUGCCAAUUCAUCUCCAAUAACGGUUCCCCCACCUGAUCCCACUAUCUCCUUGCUGCAAAAACAGGAGAGAGUUUUGUGUCUAGUACUUGAUGUUUCCAGAAGUAUGGAUUUGAACAAUCGCACUGUUCGGCUGAAACAAGCUGCAGAAAUAUUCCUCCUGCAGAUUAUUGAAGUGGGAUCCUGGGUUGGAAUAGUUGCAUUCAAUAGCACAGCAGCAGUUAAGACCCAUUUGAAGCAGAUCAAUAACGACAGUGUGCGCAAAACACUCACAGAGUACCUGCCUACCAGAACUACUAGAGGAACCAACAUAUGUUCUGGAGUGCGGUCAGGAUUUCAGGUGUUUUUAAACAAGUAUGGAAGUACCAAAGGCUGUGAAAUCGUUCUCUUGACAGAUGGAGAAGAUGCAGCUAUAAGCUCUUGUUUUGAUGAAGUUCAAAGAAGCGGGUCUAUAAUUCACACCAUUGCUUUGGGGUCAAGUGCUGCAAGAGAACUGGAAAUGUUGGCAGACAAGACGGGGGGUCUGAAAUUUUCUGUCACUGACAGUUUGGAUUCCAACGGCCUCAUCGAUGCUUUCAGUGGAAUUUCUUCAGGAAGUGGAGAUAUCAGUCAACAAUCUAUUCAGCUUGAAAGUAGAGGGCAAAGGGUCAGUUCCAAAGACCAGCUGAAUGGUAUUGUAACUAUUGAUAAAACAGUGGGGAAUGACACUUUCUUCGUGGUGACGUGGGACACAUCUCCACCGGAAAUUCUGCUCACAGAUCCCAAAGGAAAAGAGUACACUGAAAAAGACUUUGCAAUUGAUAAUACUAAUGUCAAAUCAGCUCGCCUCAAGAUUGAUGGAACCGCAGAGACAGGAGACUGGAUUUAUUCAAUUCAGAACACACAUUCAGGAGCACAAGUCAUAUCAAUAGUGGUAACCACUCGAGCAGCAUCUGCAGCUGUGCCUCCUUUGAUUGUGAAGCCCUACACGAAAAGUGAUACCAAUAAGUUUCCUAGUCCGAUGGUUAUUUAUGCAGAAGUCAGCCAAGGAUUCUUGCCUGUUAUCGGUGCAAAAGUCACAGCGACAGUCGAACCAGAGAUUGGAACACCAGUAGAACUGGAGCUUUAUGAUGAUGGUUCAGGCGCCGAUAUUCUCAAGAACGACGGAAUCUACUCCAGGUAUUUCACGUCAUUCAGAGGAAACGGUAGACACAAUAUCAAAGUGCGUGUCCAAGGAAAAGACCAGACGCUCAGACGGUCCCGUAGACAGAGUCAAGCUUUAUAUAUAACAGGAGUUAUAGAAGAAGAUGGUAACAUAACAAUGAACCCCCCCAAACCUGAACCUACAGAUGAUGAACUCCAAGCCGAUCUAGGAGGCGUCAGUAGAAUUGCCUCAGGUGGUUCUUUUGUAGUAUCAGGAGUCCCUUUUGAAGACACCAUCACAGAUGUCUUUCCACCCUCUAAAAUUACUGACCUUGAGGUAAAACUAGCUGAGGAUGAUGAUCAUUUCUGUUUGGCAUGGACGGCUCCUGGAAAUGAUUAUGAUGCAGGACAAGCUGAAAGAUAUGAAAUAAAAAUGAGUGAAAAUCCCUUGGAAUUAAGACAUGGAACUUUUGAUAGCGCCCCUUCUGUGAACACUACUGGACUUGCAGUGGAAGUUGCUGGGGUCAGACAAAUAUUUAGGUAUAAGCCCGACAACUUCACGAAAGAAAAUGGCACCUCCAUCUACUUUGCAAUUCGUGCCAUUGAUGGCAGCAACAACAUUGGAGAAGUAUCAAACAUAGCAAGAGCAGUUGUGCUUCUUCCUGUGUUGCCACCUACUCCUGCUAGUCCAGUCACAACUUCUACUGCUCACACUACUCCUACUAGUCCAGUCACAACUUCUACUGCUCACACUACUCCAGCUGACAAAUACUCUGUUUCGCCUACUCUGGAUGACAAACAUACAACUGCCUCUAAUGUGAAACCCACCUGUGCUAAUGAUACAAAAGCAAUAAAUACCACUAUGGAAACUGUGACCAUCGUAUGUGCUUCUGCAAUUAUAAUUUGUGCUAUUGUAAGUAUAACAGUUUAUGUUUUGCGUAAGCAGAGAUACAGAAGUUAUGACACUUGCACGGAUAUUACUGUUGCUAAUAAGAACGCCUUCACUAUUUUGUGAAGGAUAAUAUAUUUUAUUAACUGUUUUAAUGCUUACAAACAAAAUAUCGAAACAAACAAGAACAAACGCUACCCAAAACAAUCAUAACCUGGGUGUCUGCCCACAAACUCCGGCAUUAUGACGAAAACGAGAGUGCUGGAGAUGAUUUUACAUAUUCACAAUAAAAAUUAGCAGCGCUUUAUAAGCCUCAUGUGCUGUUUUUGUCUCAGCAUCUAUACUUUAAAGCCAGCAAUCGAUAUUAAAUGGGGAGCAUGUACAAUCAAGUACAUAGAUUUUUGAGAGACAGAUGGAAGACUACAUAAACUAUGAGAGAGUACCGUGUAAUAUACUAUCAAAUGUACUUUCCAUUCUGACUCCCUGCAAAUGUCUGGUUUUUCCUCCAUUAUCUUUUCCAUAGCAGCCAACCCCUAAACUUUGGCCCACCAGGCUUUGAAAGUAAAUAGUGUAUGGUAUCUCCAGUGAUGCGCUAUUUCUAAUCUG